UGCAAUGGCUCUUCCCUUGUUCGAUACUGAUGAAUACAGGCCACCAGUAUGGAAGUCUUACUUGUACCAGUUGCAACAGGAAGCUCCUCAUCCAAGAAGAAUUACUUGUACAUCUGAGGUGGAGAACAGACCAAAAUACUAUGGACGAGAGUUUCAUGGGAUGAUAUCAAGAGAGGAAGCAGAUCAAUUAUUGAGCGUAGCAGAGGGAAGUUAUCUCAUUCGUGAAAGCCAACGGCAGCCUGGAACAUACACUUUGGCUUUAAGGUUUGGAAAUCAAACCAGAAACUUCAGACUCUACUAUGAUGGAAAACACUUUGUGGGAGAGAAACGUUUCGAGUCCAUCCAUGACCUGGUGACAGACGGAUUGAUCACCCUUUAUAUUGAAACCAAGGCAGCAGAAUACAUUGCCAAGAUGACCAUAAAUCCAAUUUAUGAACACAUAGGAUAUACAACUUUAAACCGAGAGCCAACGAACAAGAAACAUACAGUGGCUGUGAGAGAUACGCUUGAUGGGAAAGAGCCAACAGGAGAUAAUGAAAUUGUUGAAAAAAGGCUGACGUCGCUUGUCCGAAGAGCAACUCUGAAGGAAAAUGAACACGUUCCAAAGUAUGAGAAGGUUCACAGUUUCAAGGUUCACACAUUCAGGGGGCCGCACUGGUGUGAAUAUUGUGCCAACUUUAUGUGGGGCCUCAUUGCUCAGGGAGUGAAAUGUGCAGAUUGUGGCUUAAACGUUCACAAGCAGUGUUCCAAGAUGGUCCCCAAUGACUGCAAGCCAGACCUGAAGCAUGUCAAAAAAGUGUACAGCUGCGAUCUGACCACGCUAGUGAAAGCACACUUCACAAAGAGGCCAAUGGUUGUAGAUAUGUGCAUUAGGGAGCUUGAAUCUAGAGGACUCAAUUCUGAAGGACUCUACAGAGUGUCUGGAUUCAGCGAACUAAUUGAAGAUGUCAAAAUGGCUUUUGACCGAGAUGGGGAAAAAGCAGACAUUUCUGUGAAUAUGUAUGAAGAUAUCAAUAUUAUCACAGGUGCACUUAAACUAUACUUCAGGGAUUUGCCAAUUCCACUCAUCACAUAUGAUGCCUACCCAAAGUUUAUAGAAUCUGCAAAAACUAUGGAUCCUGAUGAACAGCUGGAAAUACUUCAUGAGGCACUGAAACUGCUGCCACCAGCGCACUGUGAAACAUUACGGUAUCUCAUGGCGCAUUUAAAAAGGGUAACGCUUCAUGAAAAGGAGAAUCUCAUGAACGCAGAAAACCUUGGCAUCGUUUUUGGACCAACGCUUAUGCGAUCGCCAGAGCUGGACGCCAUGGCCGCCUUGAACGACAUCCGUUACCAGAGACUUGUGGUGGAGAUGCUUAUAAAGAAUGAAGAUAUUUUAUUUUGAACUUCUGGCCUGCGAGGUGGUGUGCGCACGAGAGUGUUUUUUAAAAAAUGGACAUUGGCGAAAAUUCCGCGGAUGAUGAAGGAAUAUUUGGAAGUAAUUGAGCCAGCUGCCCUAGCUGAAUUCCUUAAUGUGAGGUGUUGUUGUAUGAAAGAUGCUUAAUUGCGUUGCUUCUGUGGCUCCAUUCCAGACAAUGCUGGGGAAAAUUUAAGACAUUCUCUACUUUCCUGUCCUAGUAAUUUCAGUGUUUCUUCAGGAUACAGGAAACCUCGAGCUUAUAUGAUCUGCUCCCUGCUGUCCCGCUUUUGCGCGGCUUGUGCUACAAAGGAUACAACAAACGAACAGCACUGCAUCUGUGUUCUGGAGUAGUCUGUGGUUGUACUUUUGGCAUGUUUCACAGUGUAACUCUGUUGUGGGUUCGUUUUUAUGUUUUGUAUAGGUUUCAGAGAGGAAAUCCGACUGUGGGUGAAACAGAGCCUCUAGAUGUUAAUUCACUGUGUUAUUCUCUUUCCUGCUUUGCAGGAUAAUUUCAUCUUAGGUUCUAUAACUUUUUGGGGGUUUUGGUAGUACAUUUUCUUGUGCCAAAAAUGAUUUCGAGUGCCACUUUUAAGUAAUGCCUGUUCUUAUGGCUCCAGUUGAAGAGGGCAACAUUGAAUGAGUGAAGAUGGAUUUGUUGUUGUUUUUAAACUGUCGUUUUGUAUUUUUAUUGGGCAUGCAUAUUAAUUUAUUAAAGUUUUACCUUAGAACCUUAUGAAA
Euleptes europaea (tarantolino) is the source of this 2137-nucleotide messenger RNA. RefSeq names its product chimerin 1 (gene CHN1). Lineage: Eukaryota; Metazoa; Chordata; Lepidosauria; Squamata; Sphaerodactylidae. Gene Ontology annotation, biological process: regulation of small GTPase mediated signal transduction; ephrin receptor signaling pathway; positive regulation of GTPase activity. The coding region runs from base 5 to 1384 and encodes 459 amino acids. Gene Ontology annotation, molecular function: ephrin receptor binding; GTPase activator activity. The record is from RefSeq and is a predicted model, not a curated record. The transcript is spliced from 13 exons.